AUGCCGGGUCCCGCCCGGACCUCUAAGUUCAGUUAUUCGCUCAACAAACGCCGUCUCUGUGCGGGAGCGGCCAGAACGCCAAAGGGAUGCAGAUCUGGCCCUGCCUUCUCGGUGCGGAAGCCCAGGAGGUGCAUGUUGGGCGAGAGGGCGGAUCUGACACGAAACAACCCAGCACAGAGAAAGCUGUUUCUUAAGGGCCCCGAGGACUAAAAUGAGGCUCGGGAAGGUUAGGUGAGUUCCGGAGUCGAGCCCCAAGUUCUGUUCGGCUCCAUACCCUGCCCCUUGACCCACUGCUUGCCGGACUUCAGCCAGUUGAUGCCCUGCACCCGGGCCAGAUGGGGGAGCAGCGGCUCCAGGCUCGAGCGCCCCCCACUGACGAGGUUGGGAUUCGCGCGUCCGCCGCGGUCUGGACUGGGGUCUCUGCCCCUCCCCUGGGCGGUGGUCCGGUGACGUCAUUGCCUCUUUAAGACCCCCGCCUCCGCCCCAGUCCCAGCACUCCGCCUGCUACUCCGAAUCUUGGUGGACUCCUUUGCAGUGCAGCUCCUCAACCUCAACCUCACCAUGGCCUCUGCUGGUCUGCAAAUCCUGGGGAUUGUCCUGACACUGCUUGGCUGGGUGAAUGCCCUGGUGUCCUGUGCCCUGCCCCUGUGGAAGGUGACCGCCUUCAUCGGCAACAGCAUUGUGGUGGCCCAGGUGGUGUGGGAGGGGCUGUGGAUGUCCUGCGUGGUGCAGAGCACUGGCCAGAUGCAGUGCAAGGUGUACGACUCGCUGCUGGCGCUGCCCCAGGACCUGCAGGCUGCCCGAGCCCUCUGUGUCAUCACUCUCCUAGUGGUCCUGCUCGGCCUGCUGGUCUACCUCGCAGGGGCCAAGUGCACCACCUGUGUGGAGGACAAGGACUCCAAGGCCCGUCUGGUGCUCAUCUCUGGGAUCAUCUUUGUCAUCUCAGGAGUCCUGACCCUGAUCCCCGUGUGCUGGACUGCCCACACCAUCAUCCAGGACUUCUACAACCCCCUGGUGGCCGAGGCCCAAAAGCGGGAGCUGGGAGCCUCCCUCUACCUGGGCUGGGCAGCUUCUGGCCUUUUGUUGCUGGGUGGGGGGCUACUGUGCUGCACCUGCCCCUCUGGGGGGUCCCGGGGCUCCAGCCAUUAUAUGGCCCGAUACUCGGCCUCAGCCCCGCAUACUGCCUCUCGGGGUCCCUCUGAGUACCCCACUAAGAAUUACGUCUAAUUCGGGAAGGGGAGCGUGGGCUCCCUUGAGAGUGGAGCCUAACCCUCUGAGCUGGAGCCAUGGCAAUGGUGAUCCAUGACAGCUUUGGUGUUGUUUUUGCUUUAUAUUGGUGGGGGGCGGUGGUUAAUCCAUUUGAUAACCCACCUGGGCUCUGCUACUGGCGUUCCUCACCUUUGGAUGAUGGAGCCAAAGAGGUGAUGCUUCAGAGUUUCUGGAUCUUUCUCCACCCUGGACACCCCCAUCUUAGAGACCAACCUGGAGCUUUGGGCCCCAUGUGAAGGGUGCUUGCUAUCCAGGUGCUUUCAUCCUGUCCCCGAGAGUUCCUGCUGAUGUUGGGGGUAGGACCUCCCUAGGCCUGCAGAGACAAGCCUUCCCUUGCUGGUCAGGCCUCUGGAACCCCCAGGGGCUUUUGAGCCACGUGUAGCCUCUAGAGGAGCAGGUGAUAAGUUACCAAAGACCCACCCACCUCCAAGUCUUCUGACCUCUGGCUUCUCCAUCCUGAGUCAUGUCCCCCCUGUGCUGACCCCUGACCCUCCCAUCCCCAGCCCCUGUGCACUUCUGCCAUGUCCUGCCCACACUCACCAGUUUUUACUAAAUAAAGCACAUUUUGUUUGGUUAC
This is a messenger RNA of Orcinus orca (killer whale), 1846 nucleotides long. It is a transcript of the gene CLDN6, whose product is annotated as claudin 6. Gene Ontology annotation, biological process: cell adhesion; bicellular tight junction assembly. Bases 562 to 1227 code for a protein of 221 amino acids. The record is from RefSeq and is a predicted model, not a curated record. The transcript has 3 exons. Gene Ontology annotation, cellular component: bicellular tight junction; plasma membrane. Gene Ontology annotation, molecular function: structural molecule activity. Lineage: Eukaryota; Metazoa; Chordata; Mammalia; Artiodactyla; Delphinidae.